CAUUUCUUUAGCGGAGGCGAACAGCAGGCAGGCAUUUGAGAUCCUAUGUAGCGGGAGAGUAUAAUGUUGCCAACGAUCCUCGACGUGCAGUUAUGAUUUUGUGGAAUUGACAACGAAUAACAGUGGAUUGGAGAAGGAUUGAGAUAUCAGCACAAAGAAACUAAGAGAAUCACCUACUCCAAGCAGUGUAGAGGGGGAAACCAACUACAGCAGCGCCAUGGCUGACCCAAUCAAGCUGGCUGACCCAAAGCUGGCUGAACUAAGAGACAGUAUGGCAGAUUUUAAAGUGCAGACGGCCAAGCACCCCAACCCUCCAAUCUCCUCCACUCCCCUGCGGCCGCCCAGCGAACAGCAGUCCAAGGACCGGGCCUCCAAGAGGCUUUCCUCCGAGUCCAACGGCACCAGCGAGGGUGGGGCAGGGUCGCGGACGCCCGUGGAGAUAACUGCACUGGAGGAGUCGUUCCGGCGGUUCGCCAUCCACGGCGACACGCGCGCAACAGGAAAGGACAUGCAUGGCAAGAACUGGUCCAAGCUGUGCAAGGACUGCGGUGUCAUCGACGGAAAAACUGUCACUCUCACGGACGUGGAUAUCGUCUUCACUAAAGUCAAGAAGAAAUCCUGUCGCACCAUCACGUUUGACGAGUUCAAGGCAGCGGUGGGAGAGCUGGCCAGAAAGAGAUUCAAGGAGAAAACGGGAGAGGAGGCGGAGGGGGAGGUCUUUAGGAUGAUUGAGGGGAAAAAACCUGUCAUUAAAGGAGUCACGAGAGCGGUGGCUUCUCCGACCGUGUCUCGUCUGACGGACACCACCAAGUUCACUGGGUCACACAGGGAGCGCUUUGACGGGAGUGGCCGUGGGAAGGGGAAGGCAGGUCGCGUGGACAUGGUGGACACAUCCGGGUAUGUCGCAGGAUACAAACACCAUGGGUCAUAUGAGAAGAAAGUCACCAAGCCCGCCGGGCCCCCUGGAGCCGGGCCCCCUGGAGCCAGGCCCCCUGGAGGAGGGCCACCUGGAGCCAGGCCCCCUGGAGGAGGGCCACCUGGAGCCGGAAACCCUGGAGGAGGGCCACCUGGAGCCAGGCCCCCUGGAGGAGAGCCCCCUGGAGCCAGGCCCCCUGGAGGAGAGCCCCCUGGAGCCAGGCCCCCUGGAGGAGGGCACCCUGGAGCCAAACAAGUGUGAGGACAGUAGGAAAGAAACAAACAAACAGAAACCUAAGACCAACUACUAGGAUAAUACUUUUCUAAAGAAAGAACUCCAUGAAAGCACAACAAAAAUAUAGGAUUUCAUAUUUUCCCAGCCAUCUUGUGUUUUCAUUUUGCGCGUGGGAUGUUUUGAGUUCCUCUCUUUCUGUGAUGUGUGAGAACUGGAAAACUGUUUACAUCUAUUUUUACAUAGCUAUCAGCAGCUGGUACAUUCCAAACAGAUAGCAAGUUACUGCCAAACGUUAAAAUGAACCCACCAACCAACAAGGGAAACCAACUGCUUUGCUCUGUAUUUUUGAAACCUCUUUACUGUGAUAGGGCCUUAACAUAUUUAUUAUAAGCACUAUGAAUAACACGAUGCCAAGAAAAACUAAGAGAAGAGGGAAGAAAGGGUUCGCCAAAUUGUUUAACAAAAUUGCACUUUGCUAUGGAAAGGCUAUAGCUUCUUUUGCUAUAUUUAGUUGAAGAAAUGCAUCCUUAAUUUCAUACUUUUUUUAUAGUUAGAUUUAAUGUUUAUUGGCGUAAAUUGGUGAAGUAGAUAUACUGAUAGUUUGUUAGAUUGAUCAUACCAUCUUCAAUAUCAACGAUCUGCCUUUCCUCUGGUCAAUGAAGUCUGCUGUAUGAGUCUUCAUUUACUGUCUAGCUGUCUGUCUGUUCUCCUUUAUAGUUCAUCAUAGUUUACACAUAUUGAUGACUACAUAGUUUGCCGUUCAGUUGUUCUUAAAAUAACUCAACCUUGAACAGGAUAUGUAGAAGUUCUGUGUCUUCUUGUCUUUAGAUACAUACAGUACCAGUCAAAAGUUUGGACACACCUGCUCAUUCAAGGGUUUUUCUUUAUUUUUAC
Molecule: messenger RNA, 2044 nt
Organism: Coregonus clupeaformis (lake whitefish)
Lineage: Eukaryota; Metazoa; Chordata; Actinopteri; Salmoniformes; Salmonidae
Product: tubulin polymerization-promoting protein-like
Exons: 5
Coding region: 218-1177 (319 amino acids)
Biological process (GO): microtubule bundle formation; microtubule polymerization; positive regulation of protein polymerization
Cellular component (GO): microtubule
Molecular function (GO): tubulin binding
Source: RefSeq, a predicted model, not a curated record